CGAGCUGAGAGAGAUGGCGGACGCCGGCGCACCGACGGGGCGGAAGGAGGAGGAGGAGGAAGACGACGUCGUCUGUCUGGAUCCGUCCUUCUUCAUGAAUCGCGAGUACGAGAUGACGACCUUCACCUACGGCUCCCAAGUGCUCAACCUCCUCUGCUCCAGCUCCGCCUCCACUGAUUAUGACCUUACUGGGCAGUUAGUAUGGCCAGGUGCUGUUCUGAUGAACACAUACCUAUCGGAACACCCUGAGACUGUGAAGGGACGCUCAAUAAUUGAGUUGGGAUCUGGGAUUGGCAUUACUGGGAUAUUGUGCAGCCGUUUCUGUAAAGAGGUGGUCUUGACUGAUCACAAUGAUGAAGUUUUAGAGAUUAUAAAGAAAAAUAUAGAGUUGCAGUCAUCUUCUGAAAAUGCUGAAGCAGUGCUGACGGCUGAGAAGCUAGAGUGGGGAAAUAAUGAUCAUAUAAGCAAUAUCAUGAAGGAACACCCUGUUGGGUUUGACCUCAUUGUUGGAGCCGAUAUCUGCUUCCAGCAAUCUAGCAUUCCAUGUCUCUUUGAUACUGUAGAGAAGUUUCUUCGUAUGCAGGGCGGUAAAUGUAGAUUCAUACUGGCUUAUGUAUCACGAGCUAAAGUCAUGGACGCACUAGUACUGAAGGAAGCUGAAAAACAUGGAAUGCUUGUUGAAGAAGUGGACGGGACGAGAACCACCAUCUCACAUCUUCAAGGCGUCAUAUUCAGCAUCAUCCUCAGAUGACUUGCUUCUGAUGGAAUGCCUGGGCGACCAUUAGCGACGAGCAAUAUGUUGAACCUGCUAUCGGGAAAGCAAAAAAAGUUCCUUUCCAGAGGAAAGAAACAAUACCACACUGCCACAUUAACAUCAUUCCUGACGAUGCUUCAGUUCCUUAGCUGGUUGAAUGUAAAAUUUUAAAUUA
Lolium rigidum is the source of this 929-nucleotide messenger RNA. Its product is annotated as protein N-terminal and lysine N-methyltransferase efm7-like. Lineage: Eukaryota; Viridiplantae; Streptophyta; Magnoliopsida; Poales; Poaceae. Gene Ontology annotation, biological process: protein methylation. Gene Ontology annotation, molecular function: protein methyltransferase activity. The transcript is spliced from 8 exons. The record is from RefSeq and is a predicted model, not a curated record. Bases 14 to 751 code for a protein of 245 amino acids. Gene Ontology annotation, cellular component: nucleus.